Molecule: messenger RNA, 363 nt
Organism: Nestor notabilis (Kea)
Lineage: Eukaryota; Metazoa; Chordata; Aves; Psittaciformes; Psittacidae
Product: actin-related protein 3-like
Exons: 3
Coding region: 1-363 (120 amino acids)
Source: RefSeq, a predicted model, not a curated record
AUGUACCAGCUGUGUGCGUCCAUCCAGGCUGUGCUCGCACUCUGCGCUUCUGGUCUCAGCACAGGCUGCAUGGUGGACUCUGGUUAUGGUGUUACCCACAGCGUACCAAUCUUUGAAGGCUACUGCUUGCCCCAUGGUGUUCUCCAGCUUGAGCUGGACAGCUCCCUUUUUUACCUUCCUAACGUUGGCAUAGAAUCACCAGGGAUUGGCAAGUUCUGCUCCAACUCUAUCAUGAAAGAAUCAGAAGUUUUCUGUUUGAACAUAAGGCUCCUCCCCUCCUUAAGCGCCUUCCAGCUGACACGGAUUACUGUGAAAGAGUACAGGGAGGCUGAGCCUAAUGUGGUGCACAAAAGACGUUUCUAA